GCGGAGCCGCGGCUGCAUGCGGCGGAGCGGCAGAGCAGUGAGCGCGCUGCUGAGAGCCGGGCCGCCGCACGAGAACCCACAGAACCCAGAGAACAUAGAACCCCUCAGGGCUGCACGUUCUCCAGCUGCUCUACUGCCACCCUCACUGCUCUCACGCGUUCUGUCUGUUCUUUGCGGGGAUGUGUGAGAGGCGGUCAGCGGGCUAAUGCUAAUGCUAGCCUAGCCUAGCUCACCUAGCUAGCAGCAGCGGGACAAAGAGCCGCUGAGCCGUGCGGGUCCAUGCCGCCACCAUGCCCGUGCUACUGUUCCUCAUAGACACGUCGGCCUCCAUGAACCAGCGCACUCACCUGGGCCCCACCUACCUGGACGUGGCGAAGGGCGCCGUGGAGACGUUCAUGAAGCUCCGCGGCAGAGACCCGGCCAGCAGAGGGGACCGCUACAUGCUGGUCAGCUACGAGGACCUGCCGCAAGGGAUCAAGGCCGGGUGGAAGGAGAGCCAUGCCACGUUCAUGACGGAGCUGAGGAACCUGCAGGCGACCGGGCUCACCGCCAUCGGCACCUCGCUGAGGACGGCAUUCGAUUUGCUCAACCUCAAUAGAUUAGUGACGGGGAUAGACAACUAUGGACAGGGAAGGAACCCCUUUUUCCUGGAACCCGCCAUCAUAAUUGCCAUCACCGACGGCAACAAGUUGACCAGCGGCGGUGGAGUCCAAGACGAGCUCCACCUUCCUCUCACCACACCGCUGCCCGGUAGCGAGCUGACCAAGGAGCCGUUCCGCUGGGACCAACGUCUGUUCGCUCUGGUGCUGCGCAUCGCUGGAAACGCCUCAGUGGAGCCCGAACCCCUCGGCGGCGUCCCGCCAGACGAUUCUCCCAUCACCCCCAUGUGUGAGGUCACUGGAGGACGUUCCUACAGCGUGUUCUCUCAGCGGAUGUUGAAUCAGUGUCUGGAGUCUCUGGUGCAGAAGAUCCAGAGUGGAGUGGUGAUCAACUUUGAGAAGACCGGACCGGAUCCUCCUCCUUUAGAGGACGCUCCAGCUGAGGCGCUGAAGUCCGGUCCACAGACGUGGCAUUGCUGUCACAAGCUGAUCUACGUCCGACCCAACCCUAAAACCGGGGUCCCCAUCGGUCACUGGCCGAUCCCCGAGGCCUUCUGGCCGGACCAGAACUCCCCCACGCUGCCCCCCCGCUCAGCACACCCCCACGUUCGGUUCUCCUGUCUGGACGCGGAGCCAAUGGUCAUCGAUAAGGUUCCCUUCGACAAAUACGAGCUGGAGCCGUCGCCUCUCACGCAGUACAUCCUGGAGAGGAAGAGCCCACACACCUGCUGGCAGGUGUUUGUGUGCAACAGUGCCAAGUACAGCGACCUGGGCCAACCAUUCGGCUACCUGAAGGCCAGCACGGCUCUGAACUGUGUCAACCUGUUUGUGAUGCCCUACAACUACCCCGUUCUCCUGCCGCUGCUGGACGACUUGAUCAAAGUGCACAAGUUCAAGCCGACCAUCAAAUGGCGUCAGUCCUUUGAGAACUACCUGAAGACCAUGCCUCCGUAUUACAUCGGGUCCCUGAGGAAGGCUCUGAGGAUCAUGGGAGCACCCAAUCUGCUCGCCGACAACAUGGAGUACGGCCUGAGCUACAGCGUGGUGUCCUACCUGAAGAAGCUCAGCCAACAGUCAAAAAUGGAGUACGACCGUCUGAUCGCUUUGAUCGGUAAGAAGCAGCCGCCGGAGGCCGGCAUCAAGGUGCGAUGGCGAGGAGGAGGAGGCGUGUCUCUGGCCCAGAGGAGGGACUUCAUCCAGCGGCUGCAGAGUCUCUCUGGAGACGCUCCCACUCCGCCCAUGGAGCUCAACCCCAAAGAGUUCCAGGGCUUCCAGCUGGCUCUGCUCAACAAGGGUCUGAAGCCUCAGAGCUUCAGGAAUCCAUACGAUCCCCGAAGCCACCUACUGGAUCAGCUGAGCCGGAUGAGGAGGAACCUGCUGAACACCAGCGUCUGUACUCUCAGAGGGCACGACUCACCGACGCUCCACAGCGUGCCAAUAGCCCAGAUGGGAAACUACCAGGAUUUCCUGAAAGCUGCUCCUCAGCCUCUACGAGACGCCGACCCGGAGCAGCCCAAACGCCUGCACACGUUCGGGAACCCCUUCAAGCUCGACAAGAAGGGCAUGAUGAUCGACGAGGCGGAUGAGUUUGUGACGGGCCCUCAGAACAAAGGGAAGAGACCCGGAGACAGCAGCAACAUGACGGGUGGAGGACCCAAGAGACGGCGCUGCAUGUCUCCUCUGCUGCGUCUGGGUCGAGCCUACACCCCUCCAGUGACUCCGCCCGCCAGCCCCCGAUCCACAGACAUGGACCUGACUGACGGAGCACCCGAACCAGACCUGAUCGUGAACCACCUGGACCAGAACCACUACGGCUCAGACGGGGGCUCGGACUCGGAGGCGGAGCUUACCUCGCUGUCGGCCGACCACCAGGAGAACCACGCCGACCCCGAGGACCUCCGGCGCAGCGGCGAGGAGGAGGAGGAGGAAGAGGAGGUUGGGGAGGAAGAGGGGGGUGGGGAGGAAGAGGAGAACGGGCAACUGCAGGCUGGAGAGCUAGAGGCGCCCGACAGCGAGGAAGGGGCGGAGUUUUUGCUGCUGGACGAGCAGCCGCCUCGCUACCUGUCGCCUACGGCUCUGAAGAAACACAUUCACAUGGAGACGACGAAGGUCAACAACGAGCUGAGGACGCUCAUCAACAAGGAGAUCAGGAAGCCCGGCAGACACUACGAAAAGAUCUUCCUCCUCCUGAAGCAGAUCCAGGGCACUCUGGAAACCCGACUCAUCUUCCUCCAGAACGUCAUCAAAGAGGCAGCCAGGUUCAAGAAGCGCGUUCUCAUCGAGCAGCUGGAGAACUUCCUAGAGGAGAUCCACAACAGAUCCCUGAACAUGAACCACGUGGACUCUCUCUGAGACCGGAUCACCUAAGAAACUGGACUCACUGCUCAUGGACUUCCUGUCCCCCCACAACCCCCCCAACGGAGACACGCGGCGUUACUGAUGGUGGUGUUGGUUUGCACCCAGUUUAAAGGAGACAGUGUUGACCAGGAGGAGGAGGUCUGUGGACUCGUUCCUCUCGACUCUACUCCGCUUCAAUGUCCUUAAAAAGAUGAGUGUGUUGAACGUGGAGGCGGAGUCAUUGAGGAGGCGGAGUCAGGUGGUGUGUUUGGUAUCUCAGGGUCAAACACAUGAAGCUCUGAGGUUCAUGUUGGUGUCCUUCCUGUCUCUACACUCCACUAACUGAAGCGCUCCGGAGCUCCUGAAGGAGUUCAGCUCGUGUUUAAAUCUGACGGACUGAAGAUCAACGAGAUGGAGUCGUAACUUUAAUAACUAUAAUAAAUGUUUUUUCUGAGAGAUGAACUUUAGAUCUUUGGUUUAGACAAACAGCUCAGGAACUCACAGCUUCACACUCAGCAAUAACAUUCUGAUUUACCUUCAUUUCAUCCUCAAACAGUCCAUCAACCCGACGUCUCGACGGGUCUUAAUGUGUCCCAUCGUGUCCCGACGGGUCCUACAGUGUCCCAACGGUCCCACAGUGUCCCGACUGGUUCUAUUGGUGUCCCGACGCGUCCCAACAUGUUCCAAUGUGUCCCAAAAUCUUGUCCCAACGUGUCCUGCCAUGUCUCUGCAGGUCCAGAUGAAUUUUGACGUGUCCCAACAGGUCCCAUCGGGUCCCUUUAGAUCCCGACGCCUCUCUUUAGGUCCCGACUUGUCCCAACAUGUCCCAUCGAGCUGCCAAAUCCCCUCCACCCCCCCGCCGUGAAUCUCAACCCGACGUCUCGUAGCGUUGAAAGCACUUGUGUACAUUUGAGAAUGUUUAUUUAAUGUAAUUUAAAAGAAGCUUUUUUUCUGUCGGUCUUGUUAAAUCUUCUCAAAUCUACACAAACGGUCUGAAAGAAGGUGAAGAGCGUGUUUGUGAUUCAGCCUCUUCUGGGUCGGGGACCAAAAACCUGCCAUACUUUGUCUUUGUGUGUGAAGAGGCGGCUACCAAAAGAGUAUUUUGAAUACACUGUAAAGAUGUAAAUAACCCUAGAGAACUUAUUUAAAGAGAAUGUUCAGAGGAAAACGGCCUUUUUGUAAGUAUUUCCAUGAAUAAAGUUUCUAUUUUACACUGUGAAGGGCCGUGUAAAUAAAGUGUUGUGUAAAGACCAGACUCCGCGUUUCAUUAUAAUAUACUAGUAUAUA
This is a messenger RNA of Anoplopoma fimbria (sablefish), 4223 nucleotides long. RefSeq names its product integrator complex subunit 6 (gene ints6). Gene Ontology annotation, biological process: snRNA 3'-end processing. The record is from RefSeq and is a predicted model, not a curated record. Gene Ontology annotation, cellular component: integrator complex. Lineage: Eukaryota; Metazoa; Chordata; Actinopteri; Perciformes; Anoplopomatidae.